CAACAACACAAAGCCCAACAUCAAUAUGUCUUCCCGACUCACGCCGAGUGAAGCCUACGAGGUGGAGAUCUUGAAUAAAUUCCAACGUGAUGGGGGCCGCCCUGUCUACAAUAUUCUGGAGCUUUACGAGGACGCUAACAAGAAUUUCCACGAGUAUCAGGAGAGAUUCCAACCUUGGCAAGAUCCUAAAUACCCGGACGACCGGGCUUACCAGGUACUCUGCAGACAGCUGCUUCGAUGGGACCAAUUUCGCCAGUGGCAAGACAGUAACAGAGGGCCGCAAGAAAUCUCAACUACCACACCAACGCUGUGCAAUUUCAAAAGGAUGAAAGGGUGGCGGUUCCCAGUGAGGCCAUCGGACGCUCUCGCAAUCAGGGAGCACAAAAAACUUUACUGGACGCAGGAUCUCUUCAAGCAGCACAUGCAGCUUGACCUCCCACAACACACCCUCGCCGUAAAGCGCCUCCUCGAGAAGCAUGGCUUCCAGCAGCCGUUCCUGCUCAAGGAAGACCCCAAAGACCAAGGGAAGCUGUCCACAUGGGUUGAGUAUCUGGCUUUUGAGCUCUUGUGCUUGGAGUUGUAUUCAACAGCUUCUACGAAGCUCAAGGCGGACUACGAUCAGAAGUGGGAGAAGCUUGUGCAAUCGGGUUUCUUGAUGACUUCCGAAACUGAGACAUCAGUGCGAACCGCCAAAGCCAAGAAGGAGCGCAACGAGCGCCUGAACACUGCCGUGCGAUGGUACGCUUCAGCGCAGUCCGAUCCAACUAACACCCUGACCUUGGACAUGGCAAAGGUCCACCUGAAACAGGUGGAAAGACGAAACAUUUCCAUUGCAGAAUUUGUCGACGGUUCUGCAGACUACGUGGAGGCAUCCGCACGCGCUGCCCGCCAUGAGAAAAUCGUGCAGUGGAUCAGGGACGAAAUCCCUUCCGUCGUGGCUGAGAUUACCGACUGGCAGAAGGAUGGGGUCCCUGGGUUCAACUUGAAGAAGCGGACGCGCGACUCGGAUGCAGAGGAGUCGGUCGGGAGCAUCUUCAAAAGGCAGAAGCCGGAGGGGUCGAGGAAGAUUGCUCCACUCAACGGGUUUGGCACUGGGCUCAACGCUGGGUCGUUUUCUCAAAACGGCCAAGGUCAAGGUCAGGAUGAGAGCCAUGAGGACGCAUGCAUGGAAGAUAUCUGA
Messenger RNA from Ilyonectria robusta, 1180 nucleotides. RefSeq lists its product as uncharacterized. The record is from RefSeq and is a predicted model, not a curated record. The transcript has a single exon. Bases 26 to 1180 code for a protein of 384 amino acids. NCBI's taxonomy places the organism in Eukaryota, Fungi, Ascomycota, Sordariomycetes, Hypocreales, Nectriaceae.